Culex pipiens pallens (northern house mosquito) is the source of this 5619-nucleotide messenger RNA. It is a transcript of the gene Sap130, whose product is annotated as mucin-19. The record is from RefSeq and is a predicted model, not a curated record. The transcript is spliced from 6 exons. Gene Ontology annotation, biological process: negative regulation of transcription by RNA polymerase II. NCBI's taxonomy places the organism in Eukaryota, Metazoa, Arthropoda, Insecta, Diptera, Culicidae. Gene Ontology annotation, cellular component: Sin3-type complex. Bases 885 to 4775 code for a protein of 1296 amino acids.
AUGAAGAAGACAAGCGACGACAGCGAAAAAGUCGACGGACGGACGAGGAGCCAUCAGCAGCAGCAGAGCGAGAGUUGAAGAAAAAGCUUACGCCAGUGUGUCGGAGUGUGUGAUUUCGUGGUCCGCUUUUCCGCCGAGAAAAACGCAGCCGUCGGCCAGUGCCAUUUCCGGCCAAAAGGUGGUCCGCGAGUGUCCCGCAUCACUGUGGGAGGUGGAUUUCGGUGAAGUUGAGGUUGUUUUCAGUGAAAUUCGGGAGUGAAAAGUGAUUUUAUUUUUUCGGGUAUUGGAGCGCGGCUUGGGCGCACAAGAAUUUUCCUGAUUUGGGAAGGGUCCCGCGCGGAAAGUGGCCACAUCCGGUUUGAAGGUUACGGAUUUUACAGCAUUCGAGCAAGUUUUGACAGCGCGAGUUGGAUUUUUCGAGGUUGGCCAUGGCCUACUGUGGUACUGCUUCUGUCACGCCGUUGCCGAGGAGGACCGAUUCCAGCUGCCAGAGGUCACGCAUCCGGAAGGCUUGCGGUCUCCACAGUUAAAGCGGGGAUUGGUGAUUCGAUUGGCCGCAGAAAAGGCCAGCAGAACGAUUCGAAAAAGAUUCGUCGCCGUAAUCAAAAUUUGUUGCUGAAGAAGUGCCCCCUUCGAGAAAGACAAGAGACUCUACGCCUGGUGGCCGUUUCUGUCCGUGUGUGUGUGUGUAUUCGCGUAUGUGUGUCCUCCUGGCCGUGGCGUCGUGGCUGCACAAUUUUUCGGAACCAAAACUAGCCAAAAUAAAGCCAGCGAAGUCAAUAACGAAAACUAAAUAAAAAUCAAACUUUUCUGAAACUGUCGGACUUCCCCGGGGGAUUGAGCACACCGGAAGUGGGUGUGUAGCAGGUUCCAUAGAGACGAAGAUGCAACAACAACAGUCGGGACCAACGUCGUCCUCGGGGCCGCCAGGUUCGGGCACGGCAAGUCCGAACUCGGCUGGCGGAGUGGCCGUGUCCAGUUCUGGCGGAACGCUAGCAUCGGCGGCCACGGCCUACCCGAUCGAUCUGGCCUCGGCCAGCAAGGUGCUGGUGCGGCCAACGGAGAAAACAAACAUGCCAACGACGUACAGAAUCGGCAACUCGGCCGGCAACCAGAUGCGUGUGGUCAUCCCGAGCAACGCAACCCCCCAGACGUACUACAGACAGACGAUCAACCUGAAGCCAGAUACGACGGCGAAUCGGGCCCAAAUAACGGCACUCCCGGCGCGGACCGUGAGCCAGGCAUCGAUUACGGUGUCGCGGCCGCAGACGCCCACGACGUACCACGUUCCGGCGCGGGUUCAGACGACGGUGGCCGCGGGGAUUCAGGGUCCGCGGGCGACCAUAACGGCACCGAUUCGGAUUCCGACGCCGCCGAUUAGUGUGGCGAAUUUGAACACCUAUGUGCGGCAGUCGGUUCCACCGUCGCGCACUUCGUCGCCCUCGUCGGCGACCAUCAUUUCACAGCAGGGCGGCGCUCCGACGUGGAUGCCCAACGUGCAGGUCCAGGUGCCGUCCCAGCUGAUUCGGGCCGCGAACAUCACCUCGGCACCGAGGGCACGCGUCGUCGCGCAGACGAUUCCGGCUGGAGGGGGCGUAAGCAAUCAGAAUGCGACAAUUACGGCGAACGUCGUGUCGCAGGCGAGUCCGCAGAGUGUGGUGUCGCUUAGCGGAGCCAGCAACCCGUCGCAAGCGUUUGUGGCUACGCUAUCACCGGCGGGGCUUGCCCCGCAGCGGCAGAUAACGUCGACGUUGGUGUACACCAACAACAGCGGCACGCCGCAGUCCUACCCCAGCGGAACGAUCAAUCCCCAGCGGGUGACACUGGCCACGACUACGCUGUCGCCGCAGCGAGCUUCGGGAGUGCGGCCGAUUCAACGCUUGCCAACGGCCAACAUUGGGGUGAGGGUGCCCGCGGGGAGUAUUAGCAUAAGGACGCCACCGGUCCCGGUGCUUGCGCCGACCGUACUCACGACAAUCGCAUCCGGAGGAGCGGGUGGGGCUCAGAGCCGGACUGGGACCGUCUCCACGGCGAACAUUUCCAACACCAUCCCGGCGCGCAUAAUCCAGGUGCAGAACCCGCAGGGUGGCCAGGUUAUAACCGGGGGACGGUUGCCGACGAAUCUGCUGAACAUUCAGCCGUUGAUCGUGAGCAAUAACCGCAUCCCGAGCAGCAUUCAGCCGAGUUUGACGAUCGCCCAGGUCAGCAAGUUGACGCCGGUUUCGAACAGCUCUACGCCGACCAGUUUGGAGUCCGGGGGGACGACUACGCUGCAAACCGCGUCCGGCCAGCAAAUCGUCGUUAGUUCAGCGUCGAUGGGGAAUCUGAUGUCGAAUCAGGGUGGGGGGCAAUCGCAGGGGCAAAUCACGCAGAUCGUCAACGUGAACGCCGGUUCGGUGGGAUCUGCUUCGCAGAUUGUCACCGUCAGCCAGGGCCAGGUGAUUGGCGGUCCGCAGAGUUUGUCCGUUUCGAACUCUGGCAGUGGAGGAUCGGGGACGACCACCGUGAUUCCGAUCCCGUUGGCUAUUACUGGAGGACGGAAUGCGGGGGGGAUUCCGGUGUCGGUGGCGACUCUGGCCGGCGGCCAGAACUCGAUCAGCAUCGUGUCCGGUGGAGGGAGUACCAUAACGGGAAUUGUACGUACUACAACGAGCGGUCCUGGACUGGGUGGUGGACCGAGUUUAUCGACCUCCGCGUCGAUGCCUUCGAUUCUGCCCAUCGCCAAGGUGACGCCGCACCUCAUGGAAACGGUCAGCAGCAGUUCUUCGACGCCGUACUCGGUGUCUGGAUCGGGGACUUCGCUCUACAUUCAAACGCGACCACAGCAACAGAAUGCCAUCGUUACGACCGUUGCUAGUACGGGGAAAUCGAACACGUUGAACGUGGUUUCCGGAAGUGGCGGACCGUUCCUGCCGACGUCCACGUUCUACUACGAACGUGUGACCCCCUCGCCGGCUUCGUCAUCUUCCCAACCACUUCCACCGGUGGUCACUUCCACGGGAACGCUCGGCUUGAGCCAAGGCGUCUCAACGCUAACGUCCACGGCCAUCACCACGACGAGCAGCCUCAGCGGGCCAGUAUUUUCGAUUUCAUCCAGUGCACUCAACAGCAGCGUCGGCUCAACACUCGUCACUUCAAACGUCAUCACGACCAGCGGAUCUUCACUAGCUUCGACGGGCAGUGCGGGAAGUUUCGCCAUCGUCGCCGGCCGCAAUCUAACCGGAACAAUUCAACCACCAUCUUCGGUCAGCACCAGCCAGACGUUCCAAUCGGUCCCGGUGCGCUUCCAGCCGCAACUUCUCGUAGACGGCGGCCAAGCCCAACCCAUCAUCAUGACCAGCGGCGGAAAUUCCGUCGCAACGAGCGCUCAAUCUCUGCAACCUGCGCCGCACAUGCUCAUCCCGGUCAACCCGGCCGGUGCCGGAAGCGGUACCAAGCUAGAGUCCCCACAGUCCAGCAUCCUCCGCAAACGCGCCCUCGAAGGCUCGCCCAUCAAGGCGGGCAAAGAUCUGACCCAAACCCUGAUCGCCAUGGGCAAGGAACGGUUCCGCGAGAAGGAACGCGAACGCGAGCGGGAACGAAACGAGCGCGAAAUGUCCCCACCCUCACGCCCGGUCUCCACCGACGGUUCCACCACCGUCUCCGCAACGUCCAGCCCCGGCCUCGACCAGCAAGAGCAGGAAGAAAUCAAAGCAAUGGCGUACGCUAACCGCAACGCCAACGCCGACCUUCCCUUCAAACCGCUGCACGAGGAAAUCUUCCACACAAACCAGGCGCCACCUCCCUCCCAGCAUCAACCCAUCACGCUGGAGUCCAUCCAAGCUGCGAUGCAGAGCCAGCAGAACGCGACCGCCGCCGCGGCCAACGGCAGCAGCUACGAACAAUCGCCGCGGAAAAAGCCACGCAAGCAGAACGUCGCCGAAGGGUUGAAGGCGGGUGCGAACAGCUUACAAUUUUACGCCGCAGGCGCAGCCAGCAACAACAGCACCGAGCUGGACGUCCGGAUGGACACCAGCGCGAGCAGCUUACCAGGGGAGGUCAACUUUGGACCGGUCCCAUUAUUGGCCCCUCCACCGCCUACGGCGUCUACGACGCCAGCCCCAAAACACAACAAGCAAACAAACAACAGCAACAACGCUAGCAGCAAUAACAUUUCCGCGAACAACUCUUUGGACGCGAGCAGUUUGAAGGUGGAAGCGGCGUCCGCGGCGGUGACGUCGUCAACGACGACGGCGACGUCGUCUUCUGCCAACGCAGCUGCUGGAGGCAGUAAAAAGGAUGGCGCGACAGCGGCGCCAAAAGAUUCGCUUGCAGCGCGCAAGGCGCGCAACGCCAGCUUGCUGGAGUCGUACAAGCAAAGCUGGAAGGCGGCCAACAACCACUUCCAGCGGUACACGGACGUGAAGCAGCGCGAGGAGCGUCGGCCCACGAUCGUGGACAUUGCGAACCAGUCGCACGUGCUGCAGAAGGUCAACGGCUGGAAGGUUUACCAUCUGAGCGCGCAGAUUGAGGAUUUGUGCGAGCUGGAAUCUCAAGCCUACGACAAGCUGGACCAGAUGCUGAAGAGCACGGAGGCGGCCCCGAAGCAGUCGCCGGAAAUUGAGCGGAUCAAUGAGCUGUUGAAGGGCAACAUGCAGCGCAGCAAGAUCAUCACGGACGGCAUCAACGAGGCGCGCACGCAAAUCAUGAAGAUCUUCGACCACAAGACGCACGUCUCGGACAUUAUCCAGCGGUGCGCCUCGAAACGGAACUUUAAGAAGCGGGAAAAGACGUAAGGCUUCCAACGCACGCACUUGUACAGAAAUGUGUAAUUUAGCUAAGUUUAGUCGCUCGCGCGCUUGAUGUAACAACCCACUUUCCUCUCGCUCGUGUAAAAUUCUGUACGUUUAAGCUAGUUUAGGAAGAGUCUUUUUUUUUCUCUCUCGCAAACUGUGUACAUAUUUUAGCUUCUAGGAUUAAGGUCGAACGGCGAAAUAGAUACGAGAACUUCCGCUUUCCGUUUUGAUGCUUGAUGUACAGAUAACUAAUGCUAAUGCUAAUGCUUAAAAAUGAAACAAGACAAUUUUCGACUUGAAGCAAUUCGAUGUUAGAAGAAGCAGCCGUAAAGUGUGUUUUUACCUAGUUGAUAAGUGCAAUAACAUGUUUUAUCGGUAGUCAAUGUGUGCGUGUGAUGAGAAAUAGUAAAAAAAGAAGAAAAAACUCCAAAAAGUGAACAUCCCCCUUACUUUAUGCUAAUGAAGGCGCGCGCGAGUCGAAAAUUGUGCUGCUUGUGUGUUAGGUACUCUUAGUUGAUAAGUUUUGUUUAAUUUUUUUUUAACAAAUUGUAUAGCUUUGUAAGCCCCUUCUCCUGGUACAGAUAUCAGAACAAUGGUGUCAUAGAAAAGUUAAAAGUUGAAUUAUAAAAGCUGAGCGUGAGUGCGAAACGAUUGACUUUUCUCAACUUUAGUUUGUUUUAUCGUUAAGCGUUUAUUUUGCUUCCCCUCAUUGGAUGCGUCUUUUUGUACGCGUAAUUCUUUUUAGCAGAGACAGAGAUUUAUUUUAUUCAGCGACUAACAGAAAUAUAACUAAAUAAUUAGACGAUAAGCGAAAUGAUUGCGAAGAAUGAAAUAAGAAAAAUGA